Magallana angulata is the source of this 810-nucleotide messenger RNA. RefSeq lists its product as uncharacterized. Bases 82 to 810 code for a protein of 242 amino acids. The record is from RefSeq and is a predicted model, not a curated record. The transcript is spliced from 5 exons. Lineage: Eukaryota; Metazoa; Mollusca; Bivalvia; Ostreida; Ostreidae.
ACGGCGCAUUGUGGAGCUGGGGUACCUCGCAAAACAAUUUUUUGCCACUUAUGCAAAACCCCCCUUCAUUUAAAAGACACUAUGCGUGAGAGAAGAUAUGGCCUAGGCUCCGUACUUCACGUACAGUGCACCAACUGCAGCGCCGUAUGCCCCGUCGAGACAGGGAAGAGGGGACCUACUGGAGCCUUCGACAUAAACACCAAAGCUGCUCUCGGAAUGAUUCAUGUAGGCAUGGGCCCAACACAUCUUGUGAAUUUUCUGGGGCAAUGCAACAUUCCUCCACCCUCAGAACCAUCCAUAAGAAAGCAUGCAGCAAAAGUAGGAAAGGCAAUCACAGAUGUGGCUUUGGCAUCAUGCAGAGCAGCUGAGAUUGAGGAAAAGCAAACAUCAGAUACACUGCAAGCAAGUUUUGAUGGUGGAUGGCAAAAGCGUGGGACAGGGUGGAAUUACAAUAGCAUUUCUGGCCAUGCUAGUAUGAUAGGAAAGAACACUGGAAAAAUUCUUGCAUAUGAGGUGCGAAGCAAAUGCUGCAGGGUUUGUGAUUUGCACGCAGAGCAGAAUCACACUGUUCCCAGUCAUAAUUGCCCACAAAAUUGGUCUGGAAGUAGCAAGGCGAUGGAAGCUGACAUGGCAAUGUCAAUGGCACAUCAACUUGCAGAUAAUGACUUUAUGCUUCAGAAGACAACCCUGAAGUGGAAGGCACGAGUGACAGAUGAAAGGGGUGAUCGGGGAAUGAUGGCCCUGAGAACUGUCCAAAAGGAACGUAAUAGCCCCCGCUGGGUUUUCCAGAGGCCAGAUAGACGACAGUAG